Mirounga angustirostris (Northern elephant seal) is the source of this 5048-nucleotide messenger RNA. RefSeq names its product lysosomal associated membrane protein 2 (gene LAMP2). The transcript has 9 exons. The record is from RefSeq and is a predicted model, not a curated record. Gene Ontology annotation, biological process: protein targeting to lysosome involved in chaperone-mediated autophagy; autophagosome maturation; cellular response to starvation. Gene Ontology annotation, cellular component: autophagosome membrane; late endosome membrane; plasma membrane. Lineage: Eukaryota; Metazoa; Chordata; Mammalia; Carnivora; Phocidae. The coding region runs from base 176 to 1294 and encodes 372 amino acids.
CUUAUGACCCGCGCUGAAGCGCCGAGUCCUGGCGUUUGCGGGGCUGUGUUCGGUGGUCUGCGGUCCUCCUGGCCCGGUUCCCCGCAGCCUUUUCGCAGGUGUUGCUGCUGCCAUUGCCACCGCCGCUGCCACCUCCACCCCGACCAGCCGCCGCCGCCUCCGGCUUUGCGGAAUCAUGGUGUGCUUCCGCCUCUCCCCGGUUCCGGGCUCGGGGCUCGUUGUGCUCUGCCUUGUCCUGGGAGCGGUCUCAUCUUACGCCUUGGAACUUAAUGUGACAGACUCAGAAAAAGCCACUUGCCUUUAUGCAAAAUGGCAGAUGAAUUUCACAAUACAAUAUGAGACCACAAACAAAACUUACAAAACUGUAACCAUUUCAAACUUUAGCACUGCAACAUAUAAUGGAAGCAUUUGUGGGGAUGUCCAGAACAAUGCCAAAAUAGCAGUGCAGUUUGGAUCUGGUUUUUCCUGGACUGUGAAUUUUACGAAGGAGGAGUCUACUUACUCAAUUGACGGCAUCUCGUUUUCCUACAACAUUAGCGAUAAUACGACAUUUCCUGAUGCUAAAGAUAAAGGAAUUUUGACCGUCCGUGACGCUGUGGGAUUCAGAAUUCCCUUGAACAACAUCUUCAGAUGCAAUAGUUUAUCAACUUUAGAGAAGAAUGGUGUCGUCCAGUCCUAUUGGGAUGUUCAUGUACAGGCUUUUGUCCAGAAUGGCACAGUGAGCACAAAAGAGUUUCUGUGUGAAAAAGAUAAAACUUUAACCACUGUGGUGCCCAUCAUCCCCACCACUGCACCAUCACCUACUACAACACCCACUCCAAAGGAAAAACCAGAGGUGGGAUCCUACUCGGUUAAUAAUAGCAAUGGUACUUGUCUUCUGGCUACCAUGGGGCUGCAGCUGAAUUUCACUCACGAUAAGGUUGUUUCGGUUAUUAACAUCAACCCCAAUACGACUGACUUCACCGGGAGCUGUCAGCCUCAGACUGCCCUGCUUAGGCUGAACUGCAGCAACAUCAAGUAUCUUGACUUUGUCUUCGCUGUGAAAAAUGAAAACCGAUUCUAUCUGAAGGAAGUGAAUGUCAGCAUGUACUUGGUUAAUGGCUCUGUUUUCAGCAUCGCAAAUAACAAUCUGAGCUACUGGGAUGCCCCCCUGGGAAGUUCUUAUAUGUGCAACAAAGAGCAGACUGUUUCAGUGUCUGGAGCAUUUCAGAUAAAUACCUUUGAUCUGAGGGUUCAGCCUUUCAAUGUGAUGGAAGGAAAAUAUUCUACAGUUCUGCACCUCGCGGGGCCUUGAAAAGAAGCAAACACUUCAACAUGACUGACGGCGAGAAGAGUGGUUCUCUACACGUGGCGGGGAGGGCUAAAAAGUAUCUAAAAAGUCCGCUUGGAAAAAAAAAGUCAACGUGGAGGUUCAUCUUUUUACGCUCAGUGUGUCUACUCUGGAUGCUAGAACGGCCUUUCAAACUCCGAGGAGGUGUUUUCUUUUUGCUCUUACUCUCUGUGAGUAUUUUGAUGGCCGCGUAGACUCGAGCCCCUUCGUUUCAAGAGAUCUGCAUCAGAAACCGGAGAGCUCCUGGAACCCGAUGCAUCUCCAGUAGGAAACAGCAGCUGUAGUGGCUGUGAGCAGGUACAGAGCCGUGCGCUUGACACACGUUCUUUCAUUUCAUUCUCUCCGAGGUGGUGUGGUAUGGUCCCCAGGUCACAGAUGACAUGACUAGCUUGGCUGCUUAACCAGAGUCGCGCAGGAAGUCGGUGACGAAACUGACAUUUGAGCUCAGCUCUGUCUGCCUUCAAAGACCAUGCUCUUAACCACUCUGCAUUCUGGUUUCUAAGGAACAAUAGAUUUAACAACAACAACAACAACAAAAGACCCACACAUACGCCUUAUAUUAAAUGGUUACAGAAAUCUGGCUUCUGUCCUCUUCUAUCCUGUGUGUGGUCAUCCUCGAAAUGUUCUUCAGUAUUCUUAAAAUAACUUGAGUUCUGUCCCGCCCACUCGAGGAGCGGAUGGGUGCUGUGGCAACACGCCUUUUGAAAGAUCAAGCCAAGGCCGGUUUGCAAUGUGCCUCAUCAGUAAUGGGAAACCCUGAACGUCACUUUUUGCAGAAGAGCCUCAUCUAGUUAUUCUGGUCACGUAUCGUGACCAGAAUCACGUAUCAUUUCUGCCGUCAAACUGUUCUGAAUCAUUUUGACUGUGCAUUAGUGUGUUUAAGAGACUAAGUGGGAACUCUCUGUCCUCACUUUGCCUAAAUUAACGCCAUGCUUGCCCCGAGCCGUCCCCCAGCUCUGACACCCGGCGGUCCUUGCUGGGUGGUUCUGAGCUCCGGUACGCGAUUCCUACUGUCAGAUCUAGAGCCUUGCUGAGAGGAUUUCAGGAAAUCUGUACCCACAUACUUAAAGUUUCCAGCCGCAUCUGCAAUGCUCCCCCUUCUUACCUCAUCCACUGCUCUUCUGUACUCAACGCCACUCCAGCCAGACUGGCCCUCCGGCUAUUCCUCAAAGCCCCUGAGGGUGCUCGAGGCCCCCAUGCCUGCUCUGCCUUAACCUGGAAAGAUCUGCCCCUAGCUCUCCUCAAGGCUCACCCUGCCAUCCCGCUCAGUUCUCUUUUCCAAUGUCCCCCAGGCAGUGCAGCCUUCCCUGACCACAGUAUUUAAAAUAGUACCCCCACUCCCGCCCCUGCUUUUCGCUCCCCUUCUUCUGCUUCCACUUACUGCUUAUCUCCUCUCACCAUCUGACAAACCACACAUUUUACUUGUGAAUCUGUGUUUCAUGUAUGGCUCCCCCUAGAAGGGAAACUUCCUGAGAGCAGGAGUUUUUGCUGUGUUUACUACUCUGUCCCAGUCCCGAGAAUGGUGCCUGGCACAUAGUUCACACGGAAUAGAUAGUUCCUGAGUGUACGAGUGGUCAUCUUGGGCCGUAGCUGAACAUUUAUUAAGCGCUUAAUACUUUAUUUCAUCAAUUCUAAGAUGCCAGUGGCAUCUUGGGGCGGGGUGCGCCUGAGUGGCUCAGUUGUUAAGCGCCUGCCUUCAGCUCAGGUCAUGAUCCCGGGGUCCUGGGAUCGAGCCCCCCAUCGGGCUCCCAGCUCAGCGGGGAGUCUGCUUCUCCCACUGUCCCUCCCCCUGCUUGUGCUCUCUCUCUCUCUCUCUCCUGUUCUCUCUCUCUCUCAAAUAAAUAAAUAAAAAUCUUUAAAAAAAAUAAAAAAAAUUGGUUGUGAGAACCCCAUUGGUUUCAAAGGUAUAAAAAUGAAAAAUGUACAUCUGAGAAUUGCUAUGUGCCAGGCACUGGGGAGAGUGCUGGACGUGGAUUCUACCAUCUACCUUCCAUCCAUUGAACGCCUCUGGGAUUCAGACCCAAGCAGUGCUCUGCCGUAACAGCCUCCCUUUGGUACUGGUUCUUGUGUCAUUUUCAGUUCCCAAAACAGAAGGCUGUCUCUCUGGUUGCUAUAAUUUUCACUUUUAAAGCAAACAAUAUUUAGCCUUCACUUUCCUUUCUUUUAAAUGCUGUAUGGUAGAGCAUGGCAGGUGUGUGAGAACAGAAUUUGAGUCCUGGCUCUUACCACACAGUGGCGGUAUCACCUUGGACUUAACCUCUAAGCCAAGGUUUCUCCAUGUGUAAAAUGGAGAUGAUGCUCUUACCCAUCUUGUAGGGUUUUUUUUUUUAAGAUUUUAUUUAUUUAUUUGACAGAGAGAGCAUAAGCAGGUGGAGCAACAUGCAGAGGGAAAGGGAGAAGCAGGGUCCUGGCUGAGCAGAGAGCUCAACGUGGGGCUCCAUGCCAGGACCGUGGGGUCGCUUAACUGACCGAGCCACCCAGGCGCCCCCCAUUCUUGUAGGGUUUUAAAGAAAACUAAAUAGCAUAAUGCCACCAAAUACAUAGUAAGGCAAUAAACGUGGGCUUUUUAAUGAUACGGAGCAAGAUCUUCUUUCUAAAGAUGAUAGAUGUCGAAUGUUUAGACAAGAUCACAGACACAGGAAGUAAAGAGAGAUUAGGGCUGAGAUAAAACCUUAGGAAUGGAAAUUCACUCAAACUAGGUUUAAAAAAAGAGAAGUGAAUUACGAAGUUAUAGGGUAAGUCUCACAGAAUCCAAAUGAAGGAAGUACAUCCGGGACUCAAAGGAACAGAGAGGUAAACUAUGAAGCUUCAACUGAGAGAAUACACAGGUGAUGACUCCCUGAAAAGUUUAGAAAAAGAGGAGUGAUAACUUGCACUGCAUUUAUUAAAAUGUGUUAUAAAGCCAGAAUCAAAUGUUAGGUGGGAAUAAGAAUAGACCAGCAGUUUAACAGGCAACAUCCGCGCAAACAUCAGCGUGUGUGUGUGUGUGUGUGUGUGUGUGUUUGAUAAAGAUGUUCUUUUCAGAUCAGUGGGGAAAGAGUAAACAUUGAAGCUGAGACACGGGGUUAAUUACAUUUAGACACCUACCUCACGAUAGUACCAAAAUAAAUUCAAGGUUGAUUAAAGACUUAAAUUUUUGAAAACUAUAGAAGAUAUAGAAUCAAAUAUAGAUGGCUGUAGAUCUUACCUCAAAAUAAAGAAGACCUGUUUUUUUUUUUUUUUUUAAGAUUUUAUUGAUUUGACAGAGAGAGAGAGAGACCGCUAGAGAGGGAACACAAGCAGGGGGAGUGGGAGAGGGAGAAGCAGGCUCCUGGCUGAGCAGGGAGCCUGAUGUGGGGCUAACUCAGAACCUGGGAUCCUGACCUGAGCCUAAGGCAGACGCAUAACAACUGAGCCACCCAGGUGCCCCAGUAAAGAAGACCUUCUUAAGAAUAAAGGAAAAAAAAAAAAAAAGGAAAUGCCAGUGGAGACGAUCUCAAUAUAUAAAAAUAUAAUAUUUCUGAUCAUCAAAAUGCCACCGGGCCCAAAUUUAAAGACAAACUACAAACAAGGGAAAAUACUCGCAAUCUUAAGUAUGACAAAGGGUUGGGUAAUAUCCUUACUAUCAAAUACAAAACAAGAUAACAAAUAUUCCAUGAGUGAACUUGAAUAAGGACAUGAACAGCUAAAUCAUGAUAGAAGAAAUACAAACUGAGUAAGUAGCUUGAAAAAAAGGUUC